Molecule: messenger RNA, 1479 nt
Organism: Paramecium tetraurelia
Lineage: Eukaryota; Ciliophora; Oligohymenophorea; Peniculida; Parameciidae
Exons: 2
Source: RefSeq, a predicted model, not a curated record
AUGCACAAGCUUAAGCUAUAGUUCCUGAAUUAAGACGUUGAAGAUAAUUACAUCAAAGAACACUAAUUUCCAAAAAGAAGAUUUUAUUUAAAAGUUAGUACCAUAGCAUUUCAAAUUUUAUUAUUUUUCAAGUUGAUCGUUUCACUUAUUGAACAAAAUUAUACAACUGUUUACCCUUUGCUUAUUUCAUGGGGAAUUACACUUCCCUUCGUUUUAUUUCCAAUCAAAACUGAUUUUUUCAUAAGAAUGAGUAUAAGCCUCCUUAAUAUUCUUUAUAUUGGCUAUCUUCUAUUUUUUGAUCCGCAAGAAGAGGCUGAAAUAAUGUAUUUUAAGGGUUCCACUCAGAUGGCUGCAAAUGUUGUAAAUAUUUUUGUGCUUGAAUUUAUUGAUUCAUCAAUCCUAAGUGUUAGUUUGUUAAUAAUGAGAGUUACCCAUCUCAUUUACUACAGUCCAAAACUUGAUUUACCUACAAUUGUUUUUGCUAUAGGGAUUCAUGUUCUUUUAAUUUUAAUGAUUUACGUUUAUCAAAAAGCAUUGAGAUCUUAAUACCUUUUAACAAAAACCGAUUAAAGAUGGGAAAACAUACUGAAAUAAAUUAUUCAUGAUCAAAAAUUCAUACUCUUAAAUUUUGACAAAGAAAAAAUUUAAUUCAAAAAUAUAAGUUCUACAUUUUCAAAGAAUAUAUAAACUUAAGAUGAGGUGAUAAGUUUUAUUCGAAAUUCAAAAAUUAAAAACCUAACUUUAGAAUAGUAUCUUUAUUAAAACGUGAAUGACUUUUAAUCCAAUUGUAUCGACAGUCUAAACAAUAUUAUUAUGGUUACUUACGAUAGAUAAUUCUUGAAACUUAAUUUCUCAAUAUUUUUUGGAAACUAACCUACCAUACUAAUCUAGAAAGAUAUUCACUAAUAUGAAUCAAAUUUAAAAAGCAAUUAAAAAGUAAAUAAAUUGUAUCUCAACAUCAUCACAUCUCUCAUCAAAAUUAUCAAAUAAAACAAAAAGUAUGAUGAAAUUAAAUUUCAAAUAGUAGCAAAAAAACUAUUUUUAAAAAAUCUAAUUUCAAAAAUUGAAACUCACAAUUUUUCAUCCUAAUUAAUUAGCUUCAAAAAGAUUUUACAUAAGGCUUACGUUCUAACCAAUAAAAAAUGUUAAUUCUUGAUAUGUUAAGACUUUCAAAUUACUACCAUUCCUAAGAUAUUUGAUUUAUUUUUAGCGUUGUUAAUGGAUUGUUCACAUAAUGAAAUCAUUAGCAUCAAAGAUUUGAGAUCUGAAAACUAAUAGAUUGCUAUCAAGUUUGGUGGGGCUUUAAAUAUCAAAAGGUUGAAAGCAUAUUUAGAUAAACUAGAGUAUUAUUUCCUCCUGAUUUUUCAAAAUAUCAAAUAUGAUGAUGCUUAUGUGACAGUUAAAUUAAACGAAGAGAUCUUUGUACCAUUUAAGAAUUUACCCUCUCAUCACACAUCAUAAGAAAUACUGCAUCCAUGA